CAAUGGCUUUCUCACUCCACCUCUUCUCUGUCAUCUUCCUUCUUCCAUUCUUGGCAUUAGCCCAAACAAGAAACCCCCAAUUCUUCAGCAAAGUCCCACCCACCACCACCAACCAGCUUCCAAAUUUCUUCCCUGACAAUAACAAUGGCUAUGGCCUUUACAGCCAAGAGAAGCUCCCUCAAUCAGCAAUGGCUACCCCUGAACCUUCUGAUCAAACCAUACUGCCCAGUGACUUCAACCCUGUGGCUCAUCUCAUUAAGACAGAGGACUUGACCCCACCCCAAACACCCACCCGCCACCCUAUCACACAAGAAUCUAAUUAUUACAAUGGUGGUGGCGCCGCCAUCAACCGCCGGCAGGAAGGGGUUGCCGACGAACUUUACUUAAGCAAUGGCGGUGGUUUUAGGCCUGAGGGUAUGAGUGAUACGAGGUUUAUGGAAAAUGGGAUGUACUUUUAUGAUGUUAGAAAUGAUAGGUAUAGCCACGAUCAUCCGUACGAGAGGAUUGGCCAUGGAGCAAGAAAUGAGUACAACAACAACAAUUUAGAUGAAUUUAAUGGUGAUACUUAUGAAUUUGGCAGACAGAAUCAGAAACAAGACAAAUUUGAGACUGAUGAUGGCACUACAGUUCCUUAAUUUCUGUUAAGGUUAUCCAAAUUAAUAAAUAACUUUUGUUUGAA
Andrographis paniculata is the source of this 679-nucleotide messenger RNA. Its product is annotated as protein E6-like. Bases 3 to 635 code for a protein of 210 amino acids. The transcript has 2 exons. Lineage: Eukaryota; Viridiplantae; Streptophyta; Magnoliopsida; Lamiales; Acanthaceae. The record is from RefSeq and is a predicted model, not a curated record.